CGUUCCUACCGCGGGUGCGGCCAUUUUGCAUCUUCCAUCCGUCUCCCUCGAACCAACCCCACGCGCCGCCGCGGUCCUCCGCCGCACAAAAGUCAUGCCAUGGAGGGUCGAGGGUGCGAGCGGCUGCACCGCGCGCUCAGCGAGUGCCACCGCCGCGUCCCGUCGGACCUCGCCCGCGCUUCCGCGUGCCGGCACCUGAACAGCGCCCUAGCCCAGUGCCUGGUGUCCGAGGCCUGCCCCGACGAGUCGGAGGCCGUCCGCAGCCUCUGCGCCAGCGGCGGCACCGCCCUCAAGCGUUCUCAGUGCCGGCAAGCGCAGCUCGAUCUCUCCGUCUGUCUCGCUUCCCAUCAACGCGAUUGACUCUCCUCGACAACCCCAGAUACCGCGAUUUCCUCCUGGAUAGAGCAAAGCAGUCUCGCAGGGUGACUGAUUAGAGGGAUCUUCGUAUCUUCCCAUGAAGGUUGUGUUUCGGGGCUCCUGGUGAACCGUUGGAUUGUAUGAGUGAGAGAAAGUGAAGGCAGCGCAUUGUACAUUACAGUGCUUCUAUCAACCUACCUUUCGAUCUUUUAUGAAGAAAUAUUGCAGGCAUAUUUCUUUGGGAGGUUGCCUUUGAUUUUGCACCAUAUUUUCCCUUGUAUAUAUCAAUUUGUAGUGUGAUCUUUAGUCUUAUGGUGGGUGAGUUGGGUGGCUUACGUAUUUCCAGCAAACAUACUUAUGCAUGUAACCUAGAUGAAAGUCUUACUCGGGGCAUACUGUUCUUGCAUCAUAGGUGUUGAGAAGGCAUGUCCAAUAAUUGCCGAUCAGAUGAACAGUUUCAAUUGAGUUAACAAGUUGUUUGUGAUGCUUGUGCUUGGAA
Syzygium oleosum is the source of this 856-nucleotide messenger RNA. RefSeq lists its product as uncharacterized. The coding region runs from base 100 to 360 and encodes 86 amino acids. The transcript has 3 exons. The record is from RefSeq and is a predicted model, not a curated record. Lineage: Eukaryota; Viridiplantae; Streptophyta; Magnoliopsida; Myrtales; Myrtaceae.